AUGGGUGCUAAACCUAAGCGUCGUAUUGCUGGCGUGUCGGAAACCUUUCGCUUGUCCAAAGUCUCAUCCUCGGACUUUGACGCCUUUGACAGUCCCAAUUUCCUCCCAUUAGCUAAAGUCGGAAUUGAUAUUGAAAUCAACUGGGCGGACGUUGUGCGCCCCAUCAGCCAGCGCGCAUUCAAAGCUCAUAAACUCCUCAACAAAAGCAUCUUACUUAUAUUAAUGGACACAGCUACACUACGCCUGUUUCCGGGCAUCACCGCAGCAACUGUCAAAGCGUUUCUUGCUCCUCCAGUACAAGGUGUUGUACUCGAGACAUUCGGAGCCGGUAACGCUCCUCAGCGUGCCGACCUUAUGGACGCAAUGAAAGCGGCAUGUGAACGGGGUGUGAUUAUUGUCGCUAUUUCUCAAUGUGCCAAAGGAAGCGUAUCCGACGCUUACGAAACUGGACGGACUCUUCAAGCAGCUGGAGUCGCCUCGGGCGGAGAUAUGACCACCCUUCGAUUGUCCAACAGGUGCUGGAGCACAUAA
This is a messenger RNA of Serendipita indica DSM 11827, 531 nucleotides long. The record is from the annotation of a GenBank genome assembly. Lineage: Eukaryota; Fungi; Basidiomycota; Agaricomycetes; Sebacinales; Serendipitaceae.